UUUCCAUGGAGACAGAAGCUGGGCCCGGGCGGCCUAGCGGCGUUACCAUGGAGACGGCUCUGGAGCUAGGGCUCCGAGGCCCGGGCUCUCCGCCGCCUCAGAACCCAGCCGAGCUGCGGUGCGAGACUCGAUCCUCACAGGCAGCGGCGCGCUGGGACCCAAGGAAACACUCUUUGCUCAUUGUGAUCGGUGACAUCGGGACCGAGAGUCAGCUGAGGGCCGUACGGGCCCACCUAGAGCAAGGGAUUCUCUCCUGGAACAUUGACUUAUCAUCUUUUGACUUGAACCAGCAGUUGAGACUCUUCAUUACUCGUCACCUAGCUCACUUCUCCUCAGAGGUCAAAGGCCAGAGGACCCUCUGCCACCAGAGUGACACCCUAGAGACCGUCAUCCUGGUAAACCCCAGUGCAGACAGCAUCAGCUCUGAGGUUCACCAUCUCCUUAGCAACCCAUCGGCUCACAAACUACUCAUCUUAAGUGGGCAAAGUCUAGAGCCUGGGGGAGACCUCAUCCUGCAGAGUGGUACCUAUUCCUAUCAAGACUUUGUCCAGGUCCUUCACAACCCAGAGAUUUCCCAGUUGUUCAGCAAUAGAGACCCUGGGAUCCAGGCUCUUCUCACUGUGUCCUGCAUAGGGGAGGGUGAUUGGAGCCACCUGGGCUUGUCCAGUUCCCAAGAGACCCUGCAUCUCCGGCUGAACCCUGAGCCCGCACUACCCACCAUGGAUGGCGUGGCUGAGUUUUCUGAGUACGUCUCUGAGACUGUGGAUGUGCCGUCUCCUUUUGACCUGCUUGAGCCCCCCACCUCAGGGGGCUUCCUCAAGCUCUCCAAGCCUUGCUGCUACAUCUUCCCAGGUGGCCGUGGGGACUCUGCCCUCUUUGCUGUCAAUGGAUUCAACAUCCUGGUGGAUGGGGGUUCUGAUCGCAAGUCCUGCUUCUGGAAGCUGGUGCGGCACCUAGACCGCAUUGACUCGGUGCUGCUCACGCACAUUGGGGCAGACAACCUGCCAGGCAUCAAUGGACUCCUGCAGCGCAAAGUGGCAGAGUUAGAGGAGGAGCAGUCCCAGGGCUCCAGCAGCUACAGUGACUGGGUGAAGAACCUCAUCUCCCCUGAACUUGGUGUGGUCUUCUUCAAUGUGCCCGACAAGCUGCGGCUGCCUGAUGCCUCCCGGAAGGCCAAGCGCAGCAUUGAGGAGGCCUGCCUCACUCUUCAGCACCUAAACCGCCUGGGCAUCCAGGCUGAGCCUCUCUACCGUGUGGUCAGCAACACCAUUGAGCCGCUGACCCUCUUCCACAAAAUGGGCGUGGGCCGGCUGGACAUGUAUGUCCUCAACCCCGUCAAGGACAGCAAGGAGAUGCAGUUUCUUAUGCAGAAGUGGGCAGGCAAUAGUAAAGCUAAGACGGGCAUUGUGCUGGCCAAUGGGAAGGAGGCUGAGAUCUCAGUGCCCUACCUGACCUCUAUCACUGCUCUGGUAGUCUGGCUGCCAGCCAACCCCACUGAGAAGAUUGUGCGUGUGCUUUUUCCAGGAAAUGCUCCCCAGAACAAGAUCUUAGAGGGCCUGGAAAAGCUCCGGCAUCUGGACUUCUUGCGCUACCCUGUAGCCACACAGAAAGACCUGGCUGCUGGGGCAGUGCCUGCCAACUUGAAACCCAGCAAAAUCAAACAGCGGACUGACAGCAAGGAGAGCCUCAAAGCUGCUACCAAGACAGUAGUGAGCAAGCUGGCCAAGCGGGAGGAAGUGGCAGAAGAGGGAGCCAAGGAGGCCCGCUCGGAGUUGGCCAAGGAGUUAGCCAGGACAGAGAAAAAAGCAAAAGAGCCACCUGAGAAGCCCCUAGAGAAGCCUGCCAAGCCUGAGAGGGUGAGGACAGAGUCCAGCGAGGCACUGAAAGCAGAGAAACGAAAGUUGAUCAAAGACAAGGUAGGAAAGAAGCACCUGAAAGAAAAGAUAUCAAAGCUGGAUGAGAAAAAAGAUAAGGAGAAAAAAGAGAUCAAGAAGGAGAGGAAAGAACUCAAGAAGGAUGAAGGAAGGAAAGAGGAGAAGAAAGAUACCAAGAAAGAGGAGAAGAGGAAAGACACCAAACUUGAGGUCAAGAAAAUUUCCAAACCAGACCUGAAGCCCUUUACCCCGGAGGUACGUAAAACCCUCUACAAAGCGAAGGCCCCUGGAAGAAUCAAAGUGGACAAGAGCCGUACUGCCCGGGGGGAGAAGGAGCUAUCUUCUGAGCCUCGGACACCCCCAGCUCAGAAGGGCACCGUGCCACCCCCACCUGUCAGUGGACACAGGGAGCUGGCCCUCUCCUCUCCAGAAGACCUCACACUGGAUUUUGAGGAGAUGAAGCGUGAGGAGAGGGAACAAAGGGACACAGGACUAGGAGACAAACCAGUCUCUCUCUAUAGGACAGAAGAGGGACCCCCAAGCAUAGCACAGGAAGAGCAUGUCAUGAAGGAGAAAGAAGUCAUCCCCACCAUAGCUAAGGAACAAGGCAGCAAGGAUAGAGGCCCAGACAGUGGGGCUGAAACUGAGGAGGAAAAAGAAACUUGGGAGGAAAAGAAGCAGAGGGAAGCAGAGAGGCUCCCAGAGAGAGCAGAAGCCAGGGAGGAAAGUGAACCUGAGGUAAAGGAGGAUGUGAUAGAAAAGGCUGAGUUAGAAGAAAUGGAGGAGGUGCACCCUUCAGAAGAAGAGGAAGAGGAAGAGACAAAGGCUGAGGGUUUUUAUCAAAAACAUAUGCAGGAAGCCUUGAAGGUCAUCCCAAAGGGCAGGGAUGCUCUUGGGGGCAGGGAACUGGGACUCCAUGGCAAGGCCCCUGAGAAGGAGACCUCCUCGUUCCUAAGCAGCCUGGCCACACCUGCUGGGGCCACUGAACAUGUCUCUUAUAUCCAGGAUGAGACAAUCCCUGGCUACUCAGAGACUGAGCAGACCAUCUCAGAUGAGGAGAUCCACGAAGAACCAGAGGAACGCCCUGCUCCAGCCAGAUGCCCUGCAGGUACAUAUGACCUUCCUGGGCCUGAAGGUCCUGGCCCCUUUGAUGCCAGCCAGCCUGCAGAUGGUGCUGUUCCUGCCACCUCAAGCAAAGGCUAUGGAGCACCAGAGACGGAACUCACCUACCCCCCCAAUAUAGUGGCCGCCCCUCUGGCUGAAGAAGAACAUGUAUCUUCUGCUACUUCAAUCACUGAAUGUGACAAACUUUCCUCCUUUGCCACCUCAGUGGCUGAAGACCAGUCUGUGGCAUCACUCACAGCUCCCCAGACAGAGGAAACAGGGAAGAGCUCCCUGCUGCUUGACACAGUCACAAGCAUCCCCUCCUCCCGCACUGAAGCCACUCAGGGAUUGGACUACGUGCCAUCGGCGGGAACCAUCUCACCCACCUCCUCACUAGAAGAAGACAAGGGCUUCAAAUCACCUCCCUGUGAGGACUUCUCCAUGACUGCAGAAUCAGAGAGAAGAGGAGAAGUCACAGGGAGACGUUCAACUGGGGAGAGAGCUGUGGAAGAGAAAAAGGAGAGGGCAAAUGUGGAAGUAUCUGAGAAACUUGGUGGUCAAUAUGGAACCACUGUGUUCGUUGCCCCUGGGCAUGCUAUACAACCAGGGGAAGCCAUCCUUGGAGAAGCAGAGGAGCGGUGCCUUAGCCCAGAUGACAGCACGGUGAAGAUGGCCUCCCCUCCACCAUCUGGCCCCCCCAGUGCAACCCACACACCCUUUCAUCAGUCCCCAGUGGAAGACAAGUCUGAGCCCCAAGAUUUUCAAGAAGACUCUUGGCAAGAUGCUAAGCACACACCAGACAGGGGCAAGGAAUAUGCAGCAAAGGAGACAGUCACCCCAGGGCCUGAAGAGGGCUCACUAGAGAAGGAAGAAAAGGAAGCUCCUCCCAGGAGUCCUCAAGCCCAGAAAUCACCCAUCAGCAUUGCUGGGGGACAUACAGGCUGCACCAUCCAGCUGUUGCCAGAACAAGACAAAGCAAUAGUCUUUCAGACAAUGGAGGCAGGAGAGACCAUGGAGGUGGGAAUUGGGUUCCCAGGCCCAAUUCAGGGAACAGAGUCCCUUCCCAGGGAAUUGAGGACAUCACUCCAAGAGCCUGGCCAAUCUCAGAAAGAUGAGGUGCUCCAAAUUCCUGACCAAAGCCUCUCCCCUGAUGAUGCAGAGUCCCUCUCUGUCCUCAGUGUAGUUUCCCCAGACACUGCCAAACAAGAACCCACUCCCAGGUCACCCUGUGGCCUGACAGAGCAGCACCUACAUAAAGACCUAUGGCCUGAGAUAUUGACAGAAGAUACCCAGUCUCUUUCUGUCUCAGAAGAGAGUCCCAGCAAGGAAACUUCUCUGGAUAUCUCUUCAAAGCAGCUCUCUCCAGAAAGCCUUGGUACCCUCCAGUUUGGGGAUCUUGGAAAGGAAGAAAAAGGGCUUCUGAUGCAGGCUGAGGAUGUCUCUCGCCACCUAGCUCCUUUGUCUGUUCCAGAGCCCUAUGAAGCUACAGUGUCACCUCCCAUAGACACGGUCACUGGGUACUCUGCACAGGCAGACAUCACAGCCAAGAGCCCUGACAGGAAGCUACCUGCCGGCUCCCCUCACUCUUCCCUGUCUGGAGAUGGGAAGUGUUCGCCUGGGGUGAUCACAAGCCCUGGUGAGCAUAUUCUGACACCCAGUAGCUCCCUCACUAAGAGUCCUGAGUCUUUGCCAAGCCCUGCCAUGGAAGACAUUGCCAAGGAGUGGGAAGAUAGGGUUCCAGGGUUGCAAGACAGAAGACCUGAGCAGGAGGACAAGGAACACGAGACAAAGGAGGACAUCCUACAGCAGAAAGACAAAACUCUGCAGCAGAAGAGUAUUGUAGAGGAGAAGGAUGCAGUCGUAGAUCAUAAAGAUGCUCUGGAGGAAAAGAAUAAGGUUGUGACAUCAGAGGAUAUAGUUUUAGAACAAAAAGGUAUAAACUUGGACCAAAAGGAUACAGGCCUAGAACAGAAGAAGGCCUUGGAAUUACAAGACAAAGAACAAAAAGACAAAGUCCUGGACCAGAAGGACAUGAUCUCAGAUGAGAAGGCCACAGCCCUGGAGCAAAAGGACAAGACCUUGGGAGAAAAAGACAAAGACUUGGCACAAAAAGACAAAGUACUGGAGCAAAAGGACAGGCUUCCAGAAGAAAAAGACAAGGCCACACCUCUGGGACAAAAUGACCAAGUCCUGGAGCCAAAAGACAAAGAACAAAAACACAGCACUUUAGAACAAAAAGACAAGGUCUUGGGACAAGAAGAGAAAGACAAAGCCUUAGAGCCAAAAGUGCAAGACUUUGAACAUAAAGAGAAGACCUUAGAGGACAAGGUUUCCGAAACAAAAGGCAAAGCCCUAGAACAGACAAGCAAAACCCCUGAACAUGAAGACAAGGCCCAGGAACAGAGAGAUGAGGUGUUAAAAAUGAAAGAUCAGGCCUUAGAACAGAAAUACUGGGCCUUAGGGAAAAAGGAUGAAGCUGUAGAACCAAAGAGUACAGCUGUUGAACAGAAAGAUGAGGUGAUAGAAGAAAAGUACAAAACUCAGGGGCAGGAGAGCUUUGAGCAGGAAGAUAAAAGUGGGAAACCAAAAGAGACCACUGUAGACAAAAAAGCUCCAGAAAGUGUCACAACUGUGGGACAGAAGGAAGCAGAUUUGCUGGAGACCAGAGCUCUGGGAUUGGGAGACAGACCUGUGGAGGAUGAGGGCAGAGAGCAGGAAGAGAAGUCCUGGAAGGAGAGGGAUGUGGUCCAGGAGUGGCAGGCCCCUUCACCCCGAGGGAGGCCAGCUGGAGAACACAAGGGACCCAUCCCUGCAUGGGAGGAGACGUCUCCUGAGCAGGAGGUCAGAUACUGGAGGGACAGAGAAGAUGUAGCUCUGCAACAAGACACAUACUGGAAGGAGCUGAGCUGUGAGAGAAAGGUCUGGUUCCCUCACGAGCUGGCCAGCCAGGGGGCCCACACACGGUACCCUGAGGAACGAGAGAGCACUUUCCUCUGUGAAGGACUGGAGGAGCCAGAAGUGCUCCCACAGCAGCACACAGCCCGGAGCCCAUGGGCUUCAGACUUCAAGGAUUUGCAGGAGCCCCCGCCACAGAAGGGACUGGAAGUGGAACGAUGGCUUGCUGAGUCACCAGUUGGCCUGCCCCCUGAGGAAGAGGACAAGCUGACCCGCUCUCCCUUUGAGAUCAUCUCCCCUCCAUCCUCCCCACCUGAGAUGGUGGGACAGCGGGGUCCUCCUACCCCCAGACAAGCAAGCCCUAGUCCUGAGAUGAAGCCUAUGCCACCCAUGAGGAGUGAACCUACUGCUCCCUCCUGGCUGGCUGACAUUCCACCAUGGGUGCCUAAGGACAGACCCCUACCCCCAGUACCCCUCUCCCCAGCUCCAGCUCCCCCCACACCUGCCCCAGAGCCUCACACGCCUGCGCCCUUCUCCUGGGGCACUGCAGAGUACGACAGUGUGGUGGCCGCAGUGCAGGAGGGUGCUGCUGAGUUGGAAGGCGGGCCAUACUCUCCACUGGGGAAGGACUACCGCAAGGCUGAAGGGGCAGGGGAAGAAGGAGGUGGGGCUGAGGCUCCUGACAGCAGCCCCUGCAGCUCUAAGGUCCCUGAGGCCAGUGAGAGCCACACCAAGAGGGACACAGAGCAGACAGAGUCAGAGCAGAGAGAGCCCACACCCUACCCUGAGGAGAGAAGCUUCCAAUAUGCGGACAUCUAUGAGCAGAUGAUGCUGACCAGCCUUGGCCCUGCAUGCCCCACCAGGGAGCCUCCACUCGGGGCAGCUGGGGAUUGGCCCCCAUGCCUCUCGAGCAAGGAGGAGGCCACCGGCCAAAAUGUGCCUGUAGAGAAAGAGCUGUCCUCUCCUGGCUCCUCCAAAAGCCUCCAGCCUGACACUUCAGCCUUUAGCUAUGCAGCCUUGACAGGACCCAUGGCGCCCCCCAGGCAGGAGCCUGAGCUCAGGCCAAGUGUGGAGGACAGCCUCACCCCACCCGCUGUGCCCCCUCGUGCUCCCAUCCCUGUGAGCAAAGGCCCGAGCCCCCCUUUCAGUGGCAAUGCCCUAAGCUGUAGUCCAGAUCGAAGAACACCCUCUCCCAAAGAAGCAGGCCGGCAUGGCUGGGAUGAUAGCACAAGUGAUUCAGAGCUGGAGAAGGGGGCUCGGGAACAGCCAGAGAAAGAGGCUCAGUCCCCAAGUCCCCCUUCCUCCACUUCUGGGGGGGCCUCCACACUGUGGCCUGAAACUGAGGCACACACAAGCCCUUCCUUGGACUUGCACCUGGGCUCUGCUCGACCAAGCCUGGACUUUCCUGCUUCAGCCUUUGGCUUUUCCUCAUUGCAGCCUGCUCCCCCUCAGCUGCCCUCCCCAGCUGAACCCCGCUCCGCUCCCUGUGGCUCCCUUGCCUUCUCUGGGGACCGAGCUCUGGCUCUGGCCCCGGGACCUCCAACCAGAGCCCGGCAUGAUGAGUAUUUGGAAGUGACCAAGGCCCCCAGCCUGGACUCCUCCCUGCCCCAGCUCCCAUCCCCCAGCUCCCCUGGGGCUCCCCUCCUCUCCAGCCUGCCAAGACCUGCCUCCCCAGUCCUGUCUGAAGGCUCCUCCUCUGAGGCUACAACGCCAGUGAUUUUAAGUGUGGCUGAGCGCUGCCCUCCAGGCCUGGGGGCUGCAGAACACAAGUCUGGAGAACUGGAGCCAGGAAUGGAACCACCUGCCCCUAGCCUCUGGGACCUCACACCUUUGAGCCCAGUGCCCCUGGCUUCACUGGACUUGGCCCCAGUUCCAGCCCUUCCUGGAGACAUGGAUGGUAGCUCCCUGCCCUGCAGCCUGGAGUGUUCGGGGGAUACCACCAAGAAGCCAAGCCCCUUGCAGGGCCUCUCUGGGGAUGGUGCAGCCAAUGGCCCAACUGAAACCAGUCCAAAUCCCCCUGGCCCUGCCACAGCCAAGACUGAGAAGGAAGAGGCUGGAGCCUGCCCUGCUUGGGAACAAGGGGCCUGGCCUGAGGGAGCUGAGAGAAGUACCCGGCCUGACACACUGCUCUCCCCGGAGCAGCUUUUGUGUUCCGCAAGGGGACCUGGGGGUCCACCCCACAACAUCUCUCCUGAGGCUGAGCCUGGGCCUCAGGGUUGUGCUGCUGAGCCCCGGCCCCACUGUGGCGAGCUCUCUCCAUCCUUCCUGAACCCACCUCUGCCACCACUCACAGACGACAGUGACCUAUCCACUGAAGAAGUUCGGCUGGUAGGAAGAGGGGGACGGCGCCGCACAGGGGGUCCAGGGCCCACAGGGGGCCCAUACCCUGUGGCUGAUGAAACUCCUCCGACAUCAGCCAGUGACUCAGGCUCCUCACAGUCAGAUUCUGAUGUCCCACCAGAAACUGAGGAGUGUCCGUCCAUUACAGCGGAGGCAGCCCUCGACUCUGAUGAAGAUGGGGACUUCUUGCCUGUGGACAAAGCUGGGGGGAUCAGUGGAACUCACCAUCCCAGGCCUGGUCAUGACCCACCACCCAUCCCUCAGCCAGACCCUCACCCAUCCCCUCCCCGCCCUGAUGUGUGCAUGGCUGACCCUGAGGGACUCAGCUCAGAGUCUGGGAGGGCAGAGAGACUACGGGAGAAGGAGAAGAUGCAGGGACGAGUGGGGCGCAGGGCUCCGGGCCGGGCCAAACCAGCAUCCCCUGUGCGGCGUCUGGAUCUACGGGGAAAACGGUCCCCCACCCCUGGUAAAGGGCCUGUAGAUCGAGUAUCCCGGGCUCCACCCCGACCACGCAGCACUCCAAGCCAGGCCACCCCAGCAGAGGAAAAGGAUGGACACAGCCCCAUGUCUAAAGGCCUCGUCAAUGGACUCAAGGCAGGACCCAUGGCCUUGGGGGCCAAGGGUGGCUCUGGCCCCCCUGUAUAUGUGGAUCUCGCCUAUAUCCCGAAUCAUUGCAGUGGCAAGACUGCUGACCUUGACUUCUUCCGUCGUGUGCGUGCAUCCUACUACGUAGUCAGUGGGAAUGACCCUGCCAAUGGCGAGCCAAGCCGGGCAGUGCUGGAUGCCCUGCUGGAGGGCAAGGCCCAGUGGGGAGAGAAUCUUCAGGUGACUCUGAUCCCUACUCAUGACACGGAGGUGACCCGUGAGUGGUACCAGCAGACUCAUGAGCAGCAGCAGCAGUUGAAUGUCUUGGUCCUGGCUAGCAGCAGCACUGUGGUCAUGCAGGACGAAUCCUUCCCAGCCUGCAAGAUUGAGUUCUGAAAGAACUACCCUCCCUUCCCAAGGAUCCACUCCCCCAGCUCCUCUAGAGAAUGGCUACUGCUGUGUCCUCUGGGGUUGAGGGAGAUGGAGCUAGGAUUAGGGGGACGUCUUGUGGGGACUUGGGCUGGGCUAAAUGGAAGGUAUUGAUCUCCCCUCAUCCAUUCCUGACAGGUCUCAAAACUGAAAGUAGUAAGAGAGAGGACAAGGGAAAGUACUGAGGAUAGGAGGUCAUCUCAUACCCAAGGACCCCAAGUGCGGCCCUUGCGCAGCACUGUCAGAUACUGGUAUUGGAUGGGGCAUGAGGAUGGGUCUCAGAGGGCAGCCUCCUCUUGUGGAAGGAGACUGUACCCCCCACCCCAGGAACCUCCUUAUGUCUAUUUAAUCCCAGGAAGGAUUCCUGAUGCUAAUUUAUGUCACCUGGGGGUAGGCUACUGUCAGUGAGGUACCCAGAGCUGCACACUUUCCUCCAUCUGCCAUCUCCUCACCCACCAGGGCCUGGGGGUAUACCGCUGCUACGCUGUCCUACUGCUUCCCUCAGUAUCUGAAUGUCUCAAUCCAAAACUUGAAGCUCUUUAGACCAACAGACUGGUGAGAGGACAGAGGAACUUACCUCCCAGCCACUGCUUCACACCAUCCACAUCCUAGGGCUGUGCCCACACCAGGUCUACUGGGCGGCAUGAAAGGGCAAAGAGAGCCCAGCCCCAACUCCAGGAUCCUUCCAUGCUCCCUGACCCUUUGACGUUUUCACCUAACCCAUGCCAGUGACCCCAGCCCCUUCUCAUCCCCUGCUUGGCUUCUCUGCAUGUGGUCAUCUGCUGUAGCCUGGUGUGUAAUGGGUUAAAAAUAAGCCACUGCCUGACAUCCCAACAUCUGACAUCCCAGCCAUGUGUGACUCCCCCAACAUUCCACUGUGCCAUCCUGCAGCUGAAAUGGGAAUGCGGGCUGCCUUUCCAAACCCAAACUCUUGGACAGAGGACCUGGGAAGUGGAGACCAGGCCAGAGAACUUGGGAAAAUGAGGAAGGAACAGGGAGAGGAGGCUGAGCUAGGGCUUAAUGCCUACAGUGUGACAUGAAAGC
Messenger RNA from Octodon degus (degu), 10271 nucleotides. RefSeq names its product microtubule associated protein 1A (gene Map1a). Bases 6 to 9194 code for a protein of 3062 amino acids. The record is from RefSeq and is a predicted model, not a curated record. The transcript is spliced from 7 exons. Gene Ontology annotation, molecular function: microtubule binding; actin binding. NCBI's taxonomy places the organism in Eukaryota, Metazoa, Chordata, Mammalia, Rodentia, Octodontidae. Gene Ontology annotation, biological process: microtubule cytoskeleton organization; axonogenesis; regulation of microtubule depolymerization. Gene Ontology annotation, cellular component: neuronal cell body; microtubule; synapse.